UUCACAGCCUUAUAACUCCGUCGCUGUGCGCUUCCUGAGUCCACCGAGUCACUAUGAGCUCACCACAACAUAUAUGAGGGCGCGCGGCAACGAAAAUGCUGCGCGCGGUGACCGCGGGCGCGAUUUUUGGCCGAGGCGCCCCCUGGAACACGCGCUGCAGCGACGCGGCGCAGGGCCGCGCCGCGCGCCGCCUCGCGCCACGCUCUCGCUGCCGCGCCGCCAGCGCGCCACCCCACACACGCAAAACGCCGCCGCCGCGGACGCGCCGAUCACGUUCGAACGCGCGCAGGCGAAAAGCACCAUGUUCGAGGCCACGCUCCAGAAGGCGUCGACGCUCAAGAAGGUCAUCGAGGCCAUCAAGGACCUCGUCACGGAUGGCAACAUCGAGGUCAGCGAGACGGGCAUGAACCUCCAGGCGAUGGACUCGUCGCACGUCUCGCUCGUCUCGCUCGUGCUCCACACGGACAUGUUCGAGCACUUCCGCUGCGACCGCAACGUGACGCUGGGCAUCAACCUCCCGAACUUCGCCAAGAUCCUCAAGUGCUCCGGCAACGACGACAGCGUCACGCUCAAGGCCCAGGACGACGGCGAGAAUUUGGCCAUCGUCUUCGAGUCCGAGGGUCAAGAAAGAGUCUCGGAGUUCGAAUUGAAGCUCAUGGACAUCGACGCCGAGUCGCUCGGCAUCCCCGACCAGGACUACAACACGAACGUCAAGAUGUCCUCCGCCGAGUUCCAGCGUAUCGUCCGGGACAUGACGGUCCUCGGCGACACGUGCUCCAUCGGCUGCACGAAGGAGGGCGUCAAGUUCUCCGUGAGCGGCGACCUCGGCCAGGGCAACAUCACGCUCCGCCAGACGAACAGCGUGGACAAGGAGGAGGAGGCCGUCACGAUCGAGAUGGACGAGCCCGUCGAGCUGAACUUCGCGCUGCGCUACCUCGGCUUCUUCACGAAGGCGUCGCCGCUCUGCCCGCGCGUGACGAUCUCCAUGUCGCCGGACGUGCCGAUCGUCGUCGCGUACAACGUCGGCGGCGAGAAGGACACGGAGGGCGCGGGCUCGCUGUCCUUCUACCUCGCGCCGAAGAUCGACGAGGAGUAGGCGCGUGUUGCUUCCCUAUCUCUAAUGUCUCGGCCUAUU
Pelagomonas calceolata is the source of this 1135-nucleotide messenger RNA. The record is from the annotation of a GenBank genome assembly. Lineage: Eukaryota; Pelagophyceae; Pelagomonadales; Pelagomonadaceae.